AUGGAAUCCUGCAAAGUACGAGGACCAUCUUUGCUAACGCUGGCAGAUCUGAAGAAUUACUUACGCACGGAGCCGUUAUAUUUCCAAGUGUUGGAAAAUUACCUGCACAAUGCGGCAAAUUUAAUUAACGAGUUGAGAGCGAAAAUGGAAAGAAAUGAGCGACAAACUCAUGAAGAACAAGUUACGCUCCAUCUCCUCGAGCGCAAUCAAGUGGAAACUUGGCAAGAAAAAUCAGUGCCAUCACUGGUUGAUGAUGAUGGCAAUUUGGAAGAGGAGAUGGAGGUGGUGGUGAGUGAGCCAUUCCUCAACGAGGAAGUUAUCAAUGUGGCACCACCGGCAACAGUCUCAGAUCGCAGAGAAAUCGAAACAGUCAUUUUCAAUUAUGCAAAUGUGACAAAGAGUGUUUGUAGUGCAAUACGAUCUCGGACUAUAAGAGUCCCAAUGCUGGAGCAGGACAGAAACAACGAAGUACCAGCAGGCCCGGCAGUCUUCCAAGUGCCAUCACUGGAGGCUUUACCGGCACAUUACCGACGAGCGCUGGCUGCUCCAGAAAUCGACCCAUACAUGGUGACAAAGAAGGUUGAUGGGUCGACUGCAAUCGGAUGUGGCUUUUGCCAGAAAGAAUUUGGGACGUUGAAAGGAUGGCGGAUUCAUGCCAGCAGAACUCUUAGGCAGAAUGGUUUUUGUCAAAAAUGCAACCAUUUUGUUAAAAUGCCGCAUGCAGCCUCUACUGAAGUGAUCGAGGCUGUUAUGGAGUUUCAUUCUAUGGAAUGGUGCCCUAAAGUGACUAAGGUUGUAGUCUACGAAAGGACUGCCAAAGGACGGAAGCUCGAGCUAGUGGGUAGAAUCGAAGACGCCAAGCGCUACUUUAUCCCUGAUAAAUGA
This is a messenger RNA of Brugia pahangi, 885 nucleotides long. NCBI's taxonomy places the organism in Eukaryota, Metazoa, Nematoda, Chromadorea, Rhabditida, Onchocercidae. The record is from the annotation of a GenBank genome assembly.